UCCGAUGUUUUUCAAGCAUUAUAAACAAUUAUAAGAGAGUUCGAGAUUAACUGCGCAUCCUAAGUACAGAUUAGAUAACCUCAAUCGCUGUAUAACUUUGCAGUAAAAAAUUAACUUUAAUAGAGUACACCUUUGGAUACUCUGGGAACCAAGAACAACAACACAUAAACAAUUGUAAAGUAUUUUAAAGCGAAUGGAUGCGAGCACGUGUUAUCAAGUGUUGACAUCAGCAAAACUGUCCAUCAAUUAUAUUUAAUUAUAAAAAAAAAGGAAUUGUAAUUUUAAAUUAAUAUCUGCGGAUUUAAACCGAAAGAUGCCGAAAAUACGUGCAGCGAAAUUAUCCCGCGUCCACAAUAAUAUCGAGAAACAAGGAAUUCUGUUCAACACCAAUAUUGGGCAGCAUAUCUUAAAAAAUCCUCUGAUUAUCCAAAAGAUUGUAGAAAAGGCAGCAAUCAGACCUACAGACGUUGUAUUGGAAAUUGGUCCUGGUACGGGAAACAUGACGGUUAAGAUGCUCGAAAAGUCUAAGAAAGUGAUCGCUUGCGAAGUCGACACGAGAAUGGUCGCCGAGUUACAGAAACGAGUUCAAGGAACGGAAAACCGUUCCAAGCUACAAGUGAUCAUUGGCGAUGUGCUUAAAACAGAUUUGCCAUUUUUCGAUCUAUGCGUAGCAAACAUUCCGUACCAAAUAUCAUCACCUUUGGUGUUUAAGCUACUUCUACACAGACCGCUUUUCAGAUGUGCAGUACUCAUGUUUCAAAGGGAAUUUGCGGAGAGAUUAGUGGCGAAACCAGGUGAUAAGUUGUACUGUCGUCUCAGCGUGAAUACUCAACUUCUAGCACGAGUAGACAUACUGAUGAAAGUUGGCAAAAAUAACUUCAAACCACCUCCUAAAGUUGAGUCUAGCGUGGUCAGGCUGGAGCCUCGGAACCCACCACCACCGAUUAACUAUCAGGAAUGGGAUGGACUGACGAGGAUUGCCUUCGUUAGGAAAAACAAAACGUUGUCGGCAGCGUUUAAACAGACGGCUGUUUUGACUUUAUUAGAAAAGAACUUCAAGCUUCACUGCAGUCUUAAUGACAAACCGAUACCAGAGGAAUUGGACAUGAAGAAAAUGGUGGAUGACAUAUUGCAAAAAGCACAGGCGGAAGACACGAGAGCAAGGUCAAUGGACAUGGAUGACUUUAUCAGAAUCUUGCAUGCCUUCAAUUCUGCAGGCAUCCAUUUCUCAUGAACCCAAUUUACAUCGUCUUCAAUGCCCUCGAUAAACCCAAGAGUGAAGCUGCAGCUUAAAUUAAAUUUUUUUCCUACAGGCACCGUUACUGUAUAUAUAUUCUGUAAAAAUUAAUUGAUUAACAAAAUAUACUGGGCGUUUAAAUGGAAUUGGAUAUUGUUUUUGCGUUAAGUGACGUAGUCAGCACUUAGUAUUAAAAUUCUCUCGCAUUGGAAUCUUAUCUCUGACUUUACCUCAAGAUUUCGCUUUUUUGAAGUGCGAUCAAUUUCUAUUUUAAGGAAUCCCAAUUUCUUUUAAAUUGAUACUUCACAUUGGAACAUAUCGUUCAUAUGUAAUUUUGCAUGAACUACAAAUAGGAUAUUUUACAGGUAUAUUUAAGGUGAUAUGAAAGAGUCAUUCUAUACACAUAAAAUGUCAAAAUAUUUAUAAAACUUUUC
Molecule: messenger RNA, 1671 nt
Organism: Orussus abietinus
Lineage: Eukaryota; Metazoa; Arthropoda; Insecta; Hymenoptera; Orussidae
Product: probable dimethyladenosine transferase
Exons: 5
Coding region: 314-1234 (306 amino acids)
Biological process (GO): rRNA methylation
Cellular component (GO): mitochondrial matrix
Molecular function (GO): rRNA (adenine-N6,N6-)-dimethyltransferase activity
Source: RefSeq, a predicted model, not a curated record